AUGAUUGAGACAAUUCGCGACACAGGCUUUGGGAAGCUGGUCCGAUUUUUCAGCGGCAGACGUCUCUUACGCUUCCCAGAAGAACAAAAUCCCUCAAUAUGGAACGCAUACGUCAAAGCACCGGAGAUGAAACCCGAGGAAACAGGGUUAUCUGAACCUGAUAGCUAUGAAGAAGACCUUGAAGCCUACGGACUAUAUUCAGUCAUGUCGCAAGCCUCUCGUGUAGGGCGAAGAACUUCCACCACGGCCUCCGCAUUGUCAGCUCAGAAUCGAAGUAGCCCUAUCGUAAUCUCUUGGGGACCAAAUGACACCGAGGUAUUCCUUCCCUAA
Penicillium soppii is the source of this 330-nucleotide messenger RNA. RefSeq lists its product as uncharacterized. The record is from RefSeq and is a predicted model, not a curated record. The transcript has a single exon. Bases 1 to 330 code for a protein of 109 amino acids. Lineage: Eukaryota; Fungi; Ascomycota; Eurotiomycetes; Eurotiales; Aspergillaceae.